Molecule: messenger RNA, 2547 nt
Organism: Cyclocybe aegerita
Lineage: Eukaryota; Fungi; Basidiomycota; Agaricomycetes; Agaricales; Hemipholiotaceae
Source: the annotation of a GenBank genome assembly
AUGGACAAAGACCCACGCGACGACUUCACGUUCGCCAAACUCUCAGAUCUCAAGCUACCUGUGACGUUCAGAAUAUCCCAACUAGAAGGUGUUCGCAAGCCCCGGUCAUUCACCGAGCUGCUGGACAACCCCGAGCUUCGGUUCCACGGCGUGCAAUCCUCGACUCUUUCAGAUCUCUACGUGACGUGCCAGCUUGUCGCGGAUAACAAGCCGCUCACGAUCCCGUUCCGCACGUCGUUCAAGGCGUUUAAGAACUCAUAUACGUGGAACGAAUGGAUCACGCUACCAAUACGAUACUGCGACUUGCCGCUCAGCUCCCAGAUUGCGUUUACCGUGUGGGAUAUUGGUGGUCCGAGGCAGGCUAUCCCAGUAGGAGGGUCGACGUUUAGGUUGUUUGGGAAGAAAUGGACCUUACGGAGAGGAAAGCACAGAUUGCUGCUAUGGCCCAACGUCGAAGCAGACGGUUCGGUGGAAACAACAACACCUAGCAAGCUUGCCGUUCAGGACGAGAUGGGGCGCUUAGAGAAGCUUGUUAAGAAGUAUGAAAGGGGCGACCUGCCAAAGUCGGACUGGCUUGACAAGAUGGCAUUUCGGAAGAUGGAGGAGAUCCAUGCAGCAGAGACAGAGAAAUCCGAGAACCUCUUCCUGUACAUCGACCUGCCUAGAUUUGAUUUCCCCGUUAUCUUCAGCGAACCUGAAGGGUCUAACGCUGCCACUGCCACCACCCCCCUUCCAACAAUCGUCCAAUCGCCACUUGCCACUCCAUCCAUUUCCUCCAGUUUCAUUAAUGACUCCAGCCUAUGGAGUGUCGUCGACCCCGAUAUCGCGCAUGAGAAUCCAGUCGAAGACAAGCAUCGUCGUCUCGUUCGAAGCCAUCGUAGCAGCCCAUAUGACCGAGAGCUGAAGCCCAAUGCAAACAUUCGAGACGAGCUAGCUGUCAUCUUGAGCUACUCUCCAAGCCAACCAUUAACAUCGGAAGAGAAGGAUGUCAUCUGGAAAUUCAGGUUCUACCUUGCUCGAGACAAGAAGGGUCUCACGAAGUUCCUCAAAUCUGUGGCAUGGCGAGAUUCUUCUGAAGUCAAGCAAGCGGUAGAGGAGCUCUUGCCACAGUGGACCGAGAUCGACACAGACGACGCACUGGAAUUGCUUGGUCCAGGGACUGUCGACUCUCGUGUUCGGGCGUUUGCCGUUAAGCAAUUGAGUCGAGCUGAUGACGAUGAGCUUCUUUUGUAUCUGUUGCAGCUUGUCCAGGCAUUGAAGUUUGAGAGCGUCGCCACCGAACAACGGUCAUCUAGAUCUACCACCACUGCUAUUUCUUACGAAGAUAGUGGCCUCUCUGAUUUCUUGAUAGCCCGAGGCGUCAUGAAUCCGGUCCUAGGGAAUCGAUUGUACUGGUAUCUUAUGGUCGAAGUUGCACUGGAAGAUCGGGUAAUGGCAAAGGUCUAUGGGCGUGUGGUGUUCAAGUACAUGAGCAAGAUCAUGGAGGCUGAAAACGGUUCGGAAAGGCGCGAAACAAUCCGCCGACAAGGUCUCAUGAUAGACACACUCGCCAAACGGUCGCGAGAACUCCGAACAUCGAAAGAUCCUCGUCCAAAGAAGAUCGAAAAACUCAGGUCGCUCAUCAUGGACUCCAAGAACAACCUCUCAUCCUUCGAUCCUUUACCGCUUCCGCUAAACGCAAACAUUGAGACAACGGGUAUCAUCCCAGAGAAGUCAAGCGUGUUCAAGUCGAACAUGUACCCCCUCCUUCUCUAUUUCCAGUGCUCCGACGGCAGCGAGUACCCGGUCAUCUUCAAGGAUGGAGAUGACAUGCGGCAGGAUCAACUAGUCAUCCAGCUCUUCACGCUCAUGGAUCAGCUCUUGAGAAAGGAGAAUUUGGACCUGAAGUUAAGCCCGUAUGACGUGCUGGCGACAGGACCGAUGCAAGGUAUGGUGCAAUUCAUACCGAGCAAAACGAUUGCUGCAAUUGUGAGCGAACAUGGGACGUUGUUGAAUUAUUUGCGAGCACACCAUCCGGACGAAGGUAGCGUUGGCACUUCUGGUGUAGAACCGAGUGUUAUCGACACGUUUGUUCGAAGUUGUGCUGGGUAUUGUGUUGUAACGUACUUGCUGGGAGUGGGCGACCGGCAUUUGGACAACUUGUUGGUAGCACCUGAUGGGCAUUUCUUCCAUGUCGAUUUCGGUUAUAUCCUCGGUCGUGAUCCCAAACCUUUCCCCCCACAAGUCAAAGUAUGCAAAGAGAUGGUCGACGGAAUGGGAGGAGCCCAGUCACCCCACUACGCACGGUUCAAGAACUUCUGCUUCACCGCCUUCACCAUCCUACGAAAGAGCACCAACCUCAUUCUGAACUUGGUCACUCUCAUGGUUGAUGCCAAUAUCCCCGACAUCAAGCACCGUGACGUGCACGAGCAGCUACAGGAGAAGUUCCGGCUCGACCUCACAGAGGAAGAGGCCAUCAAGCACUUCGAGGUGCUCCUCAACGAGACGUCAUAUAUCACAGUUGUGUUGGACAGGUUCCACGAUCUUGCGCAGUAUUGGAGGAGUUAG